CUCAAGGAUCCUCAUCAAGUGACGAGUUCACUGUCACCCCCUGCCAACUGGAAAGAGAUGGAAAGGCAUGUCCAUCACCAACAGUUCAGGCAAGCAGCAUUUGAUGAAGCUGGAAAGCUUAUGGGCAAGAGGACAUUCAGGAUUCUCAGGUACAAGGCCAGACUCUGUGUCCGUGGGGAUCUUCAAUUGCCAUCAACCCAUGAAACCUAUGCUGCCACACUUGGUUACAAGGUAUUCAGGGCCAUCACUGCCCUGGCCUUUGCAAGGAAUCUGAAAACCCGGCAAUGG
This is a messenger RNA of Sphaerulina musiva SO2202, 288 nucleotides long. RefSeq lists its product as uncharacterized. The record is from RefSeq and is a predicted model, not a curated record. The transcript has 2 exons. Lineage: Eukaryota; Fungi; Ascomycota; Dothideomycetes; Mycosphaerellales; Mycosphaerellaceae. The annotation marks the transcript as partial.